Molecule: messenger RNA, 1085 nt
Organism: Carassius auratus (goldfish)
Lineage: Eukaryota; Metazoa; Chordata; Actinopteri; Cypriniformes; Cyprinidae
Product: calcium-regulated heat stable protein 1-like
Exons: 4
Coding region: 172-648 (158 amino acids)
Biological process (GO): regulation of mRNA stability
Cellular component (GO): cytoplasm
Molecular function (GO): mRNA 3'-UTR binding
Source: RefSeq, a predicted model, not a curated record
GCUUCGGCUUAGUCACGCCUCUUUGGACCCUCAUUCAGAGAGUGAGACAGAGACUAGUAAACGCCAGGCAUCUACUUUCUGUUGAGGUUGCUUUUGUUUGUUUUUUUACCGACUCAUUUCUUUGGCUCGUGCACAUUUGCUAACGUAUCCUUUGAGUGUCCCACCAUCAGCAUGUCCUCAGACGCAUCUUCUCCUGUGAAGUCCACAACCCCUCCCCUGUCCCCGCUGUCCCCAGUCUCUCCAGUUUCCCCCAACUCUCUGCGUCUGCCUGCCUGCCGCCACAGAGACCGCUCACCCUCCCCCAUGAGGGGCUACCUGAUUCCCAGCCCCCUGCCCACCCGCCGCAACCGCACCUGCUCAGCUGCAGCGCGUGCAGCUGAGGGGCCGGUUUUCACUGGGGUCUGCAAGUGCUUUUCACGUUCCAAAGGGCACGGUUUCAUCAGGCCAUCAGACGGAGGCAAUGACAUCUAUGUGCACAUAUCUGACAUCGAGGGUGAAUACGUGCCGGUGGAAGGAGAUGAAGUUAGCUACAAGAUCUGCUCUAUUCCACCCAAAAAUGAGAAGAUCCAGGCCGUGGAGGUGACCAUUACUCAUUUAGUGCCAGGCACGAAGCAUGAGACCUGGUCUGGAAGGGUGCUUGAAUCAUGAGAUGCUCUCUAACGCUGAACUGUGUGAUAGUGAUGUCAAAAUGGGUUUCUGUUCCUUUUCUGGUGGUCUGGGGGGGUGGGAAAGGGUCUUGACUGAAUGAAUGCCUUUAAGUGCUAUGUGGCAUGAUGCCACAAUUCCAAGAUAAAAAUAUAUAUAUAUAAAAAAACAAGUAUUUCCCCCCCCCUUCUUUCUUUGGUCUCAGGAAGGGAGUAUGUCUUCAAUUCUCUAUUAUUGGGUUUGUGGUUAAUAAUGUGGAAUGAACAACAGUUAUACUAACCCUAACCAUCUUUGUUUGAUUUGAAUGCUCUUAAGAACUGACUGCACUCUCCUAUUAAGCCUUAAUGCAUAUCUAAAUCGCUAACAUUUGUGGAUUUUAUUCUUCACUGAAAAAAAUGUCUCCGUGUCUACAUUGUCAAAAUAUAUCAUUUCUAAGUGCA